AUUAUGACUUGUUUUUCCCCGGCAGGCUAAAGAGACUUAGAUGGAUGCUACAGUAGCAACAUUACUUCUCCUCUUCCCUGAGGGUCGCCCUAUAUCUCUGUUGAUGGCGUCCACUGGUCUCCUCCAGAUGAACUACAAAGUGAGUCGACAUCUCUCGUGUGGAAGCCAUGAUUCAUGUCAAUCCACCUGGUGCAACAGCUCUCAAAGAGUGCCGACUGCAGCAGGACCAGCCGCCUCGCCUCCUCAUUCUUGAAGAGCAGACGAGAGACUUGUGUAUUUUCCAGGAGGAUCUUCCCAGGGUUUCCUGGUUACAUUGCAGAGAGCGCAGGUCCACGUCCGGCCGCUGUCAGGACCCUCCCUCAAGCUUUUGGACCCAUCCCAGCCCACCCCUACAUCCUCAUCAGCUGUAGGAUGACUGCGCCUCUGUGCUGACGAGGCGUCGGCAAGUAGCAGUAAUGGGCGCUCUGCUGGCCGGCAUCCCCACAACCCCCUCAGACACCGCUCCGCCGCCGUCACCACCACCACCGCACCGCCCCCCCCGGACGGGCGCUCCCCUCAGCCCCGCCGAUGGGCGAAGACACUGACACGACCCCCACGCUUAACCACCCCGGCUUCCUCCCCGACCACAACUAUGUGACUGAAGGGCUGCUCCUGGCUAUAGCCUGAAGAGCUCCGCCCAUCCUGUCCACCCCUCUCCACCCCGGAGUCCUCCCCCAGGAUGUUGAGUCCCAUCCAGGUGCUGUGCUCCGACAUCACUACCCUUUCUCUGGAGCCUGAGCCGUUUGCCUCUUACACUGAAGCUGACAUCAUCUCCACUGUUGAGUUCAACCACACGGGAGAGCUCCUGGCCACUGGGGACAAGGGGGGCCGAGUGGUCAUCUUUCAGAGGGAACCUGAGAGCAAAACCGAGCUGUUCUCCCAGGGCGAGUACAACGUCUACAGCACUUUCCAGAGUCAUGAGCCCGAGUUUGACUACCUUAAGAGUCUGGAGAUCGAGGAGAAGAUCAAUAAGAUCCGAUGGCUGCCUCAGCAGAAUGCGGCGCACUUUCUCCUCUCCACCAACGACAAAACCAUUAAGUUGUGGAAGGUGAGUGAACGAGACAAACGGCCGGAGGGCUACAACCUGAAAGAUGAGGAAGGUCGCAUUAAGGACUUUUCCAAUGUCACCUCCCUACAGGUCCCCGUUUUGAAGCCCAUGGACUUGAUGGUGGAGGUGAGCCCACGGCGAGUGUUUGCCAACGCCCACACCUACCACGUCAACUCCAUCUCGGUCAACUCCGACCACGAAACCUACAUGUCGGCCGACGACCUGAGGAUAAACCUUUGGCAUCUGGACAUCACCGACCGCAGCUUCAACAUUGUGGACAUCAAGCCGGCCAAUAUGGAGGAUCUGACGGAGGUGAUCACAUCGGCAGAGUUUCACCCGCACCACUGUAACCUGUUUGUGUACAGCAGCAGCAAAGGCACCUUGCGCCUGUGUGACAUGAGAGAGGCGGCGCUGUGCGACCGACACUCCAAACUGUUUGAGGAGCCGGAGGACCCCAGCGCUCGCUCCUUCUUCUCCGAGAUCAUCUCCUCCGUGUCCGACGUCAAGUUUAGCCACAGCGGCCGCUACCUGCUCACCAGGGACUACCUGACCGCCAAAGUGUGGGACCUCAACAUGGAGAGCAAGCCCCUGGAGACCUACCAGGUUCAUGAUUACCUCCGCAGCAAGUUGUGCUCCCUUUACGAAAACGACUGCAUCUUCGACAAGUUUGAGUGUGCCUGGAACGGCUCGGACAGCGUGAUCAUGACAGGCGCCUACAACAACUUCUUCCGCAUGUUCGACCGCAACACCAAGCGCGACGUCACCCUGGAGGCGUCGCGGGAGAGCAGCAAACCGCGGGCCGUCCUCAAGCCGCGCCGGGUGUGCGCCGCCGGGGGGAAGCGGCGCAAGGACGACAUCAGCGUGGACAGCCUGGACUUCACCAAGAAGAUCCUGCACACGGCGUGGCACCCGGCCGAGAACAUCAUCGCCAUCGCCGCCACCAACAACCUCUACAUCUUCCAGGACAAACUCAACUCGGAGAUGCACGCCUGAGACGGACG
Messenger RNA from Nerophis lumbriciformis (worm pipefish), 2088 nucleotides. Its product is annotated as serine/threonine-protein phosphatase 2A 55 kDa regulatory subunit B gamma isoform. Lineage: Eukaryota; Metazoa; Chordata; Actinopteri; Syngnathiformes; Syngnathidae. Gene Ontology annotation, molecular function: protein phosphatase regulator activity; protein binding. Gene Ontology annotation, cellular component: protein phosphatase type 2A complex. The record is from RefSeq and is a predicted model, not a curated record.